Branchiostoma belcheri (Belcher's lancelet) is the source of this 1278-nucleotide messenger RNA. Its product is annotated as pulmonary surfactant-associated protein D-like. The record is from RefSeq and is a predicted model, not a curated record. The transcript has 6 exons. NCBI's taxonomy places the organism in Eukaryota, Metazoa, Chordata, Leptocardii, Amphioxiformes, Branchiostomatidae. The coding region runs from base 1 to 1278 and encodes 425 amino acids.
AUGUCGGGAGGGCAGCAGCAGUCCCAGACUGGCGACACCGGAGGCGCCACACCCAAGCAGCAAGACCAGACUAAUUGGAGGUCUCUUGCGCACGCCGCCGCGACUAUAUCAAACACGAUGUACGUCUCUAAAGCAGCAGACUACAUGAUUGGAGCAGCAGACACCAAGGUGAAGAAGUGCAUCCACCUGUGCAAGAAGUUCCUGAAAGUCACAGGUCUCUUCUUCGCUGUGGUCAGCAUCUUACUGUUUCCAUUAUUUGCAGUUAAAGUGUCUGAUGACGUGGCCAAGCUUACAGCACGAAACAGGAUUAGUGAGCUGCGAAUAACCGAGCUGGAACAAAUGUGUGUGCUCCCUGGGCAAAACUACUCUUUGGGAGAAAAUGGCCUAUUGAAGCCACCGACUCCACCAGGGAUGCCUGGGUCAUCUGGAAAGGUGGGGCUCAUCUUGCCUGGAAACCAGAGUGAAGUCGCUGGAGUUGCCGGCCCUCCUGGGCCUCCAGGGCCGCCUGGGCCCCCAGGAGAGAAGGGGCCCACUGGCAAUGUGUCUGCCGGGCCUCCUGGGCCCCCAGGAGAGAAGGGGCCAAUUGGGCCGGCUGGGCCUGAAGGAAAGGCUGGUAAGCCUGGCUCUAUCGGGCCUGCUGGGCCUCCUGGGCCACCGGGAGAGAAGGGGUCCAUGGGGCUGGCUGGUCCUGUGGGGAAGGCUGGUAAGCCUGGCUCUACCGGGCCUCUUGGGCCGCCCGGGCCACCUGGAGAGAGGGGGCCCAUGGGGCUGGCUGGCCCUGAGGGAAAGGCUGGUACGCCUGGCUCUACCGGGCCUCUUGGGCCACCCGGGCCCCCAGGAGACAAGGGGCCCAUCGGGCCGGCCGGCCCUCCUGGGGUAACUGGACAAAAUGGGCCCAAAUGGAUCGGAUGUCAAGCAUCGACGAAAGACUUCAACACAGCGGCCAAGACCUGUUGCCGAGAAGGCGGUACCCUUGCCAUGCCACGAAACGGCGGCUCCAACAUACGUAUAGCCUCCACGUUCCACGGCCGCACCGUCGACUUCUGGUUUGGUCUCCACGAUCAGCACAAAGAAGGACACUUCGAGUGGGUGGACGGCACCCCGCUUGGUAACUUUCACAGAUGGGCUCCAGACCAGCCAGAUGGCUAUAAAGAAGCUCCUUCCUAUGAAGGUGAAGAUUGUGCUGUUUAUUCGCGAACCGGGGGACAACCUUUCCGAUGGAACGACUUCCCAUGCUCCCUCAAACUACCCUUCGUAUGCGAGUUCCCCCUCAAGUAA